CUGAUAUUUCCGCAGGUGUAAUAAGAGUGGGGAGUCCAACGACGACGCCGCGCCAAGCUUGCCCUUAGGAAGGCCUAAACGGUCUGUAAGCAAGAAAGCAGGAAAGGCGGAGUUCUCACCCCACCGUCCAUUUCCAGAUUUCUUGUACCCUCGAUACAUCGCACAGAGAGAGAGAGAGAGAGAGAGAGAGAGAGAGAUGCCUGUGUAUACCUGCAACGCCUGCAACUCGGAGUUCCAGACGGACGAACAGCAAAAGCUCCAUUACAAAUCCGAAUGGCACCGCUACAACCUCAAGCGAAAGGUUGCUGGAGUUCCUGGAGUGACAGAAGCAUUAUUUCAAGCAAGGUUAGCAGCAUUGGCCGAGGAACAGAAGAAAAAACUAGAUGAAACUCGGAUGCAAUAUACCUGCACUCUUUGCAGUAAGGAGUAUAGAAGUGCCAAAGCUCACGCUCAACAUCUCAAUUCACGAAGUCAUAUAAUGCGCAUGAACCAGGUUGGAGAUGUGCAAAGUGCAGGGGUGACUGUACUUAAACCGCUGCGAAACUCUACAAGCAGCAAGUCGACUGCUUUUGACAGACACUUUACUCACAAUGAAAUGGAAAAUGAUGAGGAUGAAGACAGUGAUGAGGAAUGGGAGGAGGUUGACCCUGAUGAUCUCAUUAUUCAUGAGGCAGCUGAGGCUAUGACAAAUCUGAAUGUGAAAGCUGCUGUUGAUUCUGAUCUUAUCCCCAGUGAGAGCGUUGGUGAUGGAUGGAAUUUAUCACACUGCUUUAUUUGUGACAUGAAUCCUGAUAGCACUAUAAAAGGUUGUGUGCAGCAUAUGCAUAAAGAGCAUGGCUUUUUUAUUCCUGAUGUUGAGUAUCUGAAGGAUCCUACAGGCCUCCUUGCAUUUCUAGCGACGAGGGUAGUGAGGGAUUUUGUUUGUUUGUAUUGCCAUGAUAGACGGCAACCAUUUGCUAGCUUGGAAGCUGUGAGAAAGCACAUGAUAUCCAAGUCACACUGCAAAGUGAAAUAUGGAGAGGGUGGUGAUGAUGAAGAUGCUGAGUUAGAGGAUUUCUAUGACUACAGCAGCAGUUACAUGGAUGAGAAUGGGAAACAGCUGGUGGCUGUAGAUGAAAACAGCAAUGUCGAACUGGGAUGCGGAGGUGAACUCAUGAUCACAAGAGAAGCUGGUACAGGAAUCUCAACAAAAAUUAUUGGUGCUCGUCAGUUUGCCCGUUAUUACCGCCAGAAACCACGCUCCACUUCAGUUGAAGAGGAAGAUGAAGGUGCCUCCCAUCCAAAGUCGAUUGUGAGAAGAAGGUAUCUCUUUCUCUCUCGCUCGCUCGCUUGCUCUCUCUCUCUCUCUAACAUAAAUGAAACAUUUCAUUGCAGGUAUGGUAAGAUGAGUGUAUUAUCUGUUCAAUCAAGAGGUGGGUUUGUGGGAAUGAAAAUUUUGAAGGUGAUAAGAAGAACAGGCAUGGAACCAAUGCGUGCAAGGCUGGGAAUAAAGAACAAUGUCAUUAGAAAUCUUCCUAAGAACGUCCCAUAUUGAGUCGGGCGACGCCCGACAUUCACCAUUGAGAUAUGGCCUUUGUGAAAUAUUGUGAGAGAGUAGCUCUUAUGUUGUGGUCGUGAAUAUAGCCACUGAUAUAUCGAUUUAGGAAAAUAUUCCAUCUUCUUUUUUGCCUUCUUAUUCUGAGGUGGGAAAUCACAAAUUUUGCUUACAUAUGGGAGCUUGUUUGUUGAAGAAAUGCAUAUUUAUCUUAUGGAAUU
Nymphaea colorata (pocket water lily) is the source of this 1755-nucleotide messenger RNA. Its product is annotated as cytoplasmic 60S subunit biogenesis factor REI1 homolog 1. Gene Ontology annotation, cellular component: preribosome, large subunit precursor. Lineage: Eukaryota; Viridiplantae; Streptophyta; Magnoliopsida; Nymphaeales; Nymphaeaceae. The transcript is spliced from 4 exons. Gene Ontology annotation, molecular function: nucleic acid binding; zinc ion binding. Gene Ontology annotation, biological process: ribosomal large subunit biogenesis. The coding region runs from base 197 to 1534 and encodes 445 amino acids. The record is from RefSeq and is a predicted model, not a curated record.